Molecule: messenger RNA, 735 nt
Organism: Drosophila eugracilis
Lineage: Eukaryota; Metazoa; Arthropoda; Insecta; Diptera; Drosophilidae
Exons: 2
Coding region: 1-357 (118 amino acids)
Source: RefSeq, a predicted model, not a curated record
AUGUUCAUUGAGGAAAGCCCCAGCAUCAGCAGCGGCAGUGGCAGUGGCAGCGCCAGGACUCCAGGCGAGGCGAAACCCAACGAAGUGUACCGAACCGAACCAAAAACCGAGCCAAAGCCGAACCCCAUUCGAGCCGAGAUCUCACUCCUAAGGCGGCAACAGCCCGUUGGGAAAUGGAGCAAUAAUAUCCGGGGGAAUUUCGGGACUUUUGGUCCAAUGACGAGGUCAGGCCACCUAGGAAUUGGCCACGCCACGCCACGCGAACUCUCCAAGCCGCCCACCCACGUGCAUACAUUAAAGUUGCAGGCGACUCCCGGCUCCAUUUGGCAGAUGAAACUUGUCCGGAUUUCCAAUUAAGACAAUAAGAGAAUCAUAUCCGAGGAAAAUGGCAAAGAAAAACUCAAGUGGUCGGUCGGAUAGGUCGCUGGUGGAAUUGAAUUGAAUAAAGAUAAAAAAAAUAUUUGUCUGCCGCGGGCGAUGCGCAUUUCCCAGCGGGGACAAAGCCAACAGAAGACUCCGCAGCUCUGCAAGAACAACAACAGCGCCAGCACCACAGAUAGAAACCGAAACUCUGCACUGAGACAAAUUUAAGUAAGUACCAUUUCAUUACAAAUAUUAUUCAUAUUUCAUAUUAAGGUAUUAUAAAGUUAUUAGUUAAUAUUAAUUCGAUGUCUUAAGGACACUAAAAACAUAAUGAAAGUGACAAGGAAAAAGUUAACUAUAAAAAAGCCUUAA